This is a messenger RNA of Carica papaya (papaya), 1524 nucleotides long. RefSeq names its product gamma-glutamyl hydrolase 2-like. The record is from RefSeq and is a predicted model, not a curated record. Gene Ontology annotation, molecular function: gamma-glutamyl-peptidase activity. NCBI's taxonomy places the organism in Eukaryota, Viridiplantae, Streptophyta, Magnoliopsida, Brassicales, Caricaceae. Gene Ontology annotation, cellular component: vacuole. Gene Ontology annotation, biological process: tetrahydrofolylpolyglutamate metabolic process.
UCUCUUUCCUCAUUCAUUCAAAAAUAAAUCCUCUGAAAAACUGUUUGGUCUGCCAAAACCAGUUGCGUGACUAAUCCAAGUUUCGUCUUCUUCUGGUCAUCUUUAUCGUUCGUACUGUACAGAAUUCGAGCUUUUCUUCUCAGCCUUCGUUUACAAUGUCAACCCAUUUUCUUCAUCUUCGUCUCACCAAAAAUCCUGACCUCUCUUCAUUUCUGAAUCGUCAAAAUGCACUCCCGUUUGCUUUCUAAUUCAUCAUCUGAGCCUCCCUCCCUCUCCCCCGAUAUUCCAACCGACACCGUUUCAUCCUCUACUUCCUCAUCUUCUAAGUUCUCCGAUAUGUGGAACUACUUGUGGAUUCCUUUCUUGAUUACUCUUUCCAAGGAGCUCGCCCUAGCGAGAGCUCAGUCCUCGAUUUUACUCCCUGGUCAACUAAGUGCGAGUGGCGAUGACUCCGUAACUGAUUCGUUGAGUUCUCAUGUGCCGAGGUGUCCCGUUCCCCCAAAGCUGAAUUAUCGUCCGGUUAUCGGUAUCUUGAGUCAUCCAGGGGACGGCGCCUCCGGACGCCUCAGGAACGUCACGAGCGCUUCGUACAUCGCGGCUUCCUACGUUAAGUUCGUCGAGUCCGCUGGUGCUCGCGUCAUUCCGCUCAUCUACAACGAGCCACGAGAAGUACUUUUCGAGAAGCUAAAAUUGGUCAAUGGCGUGCUGUUUACUGGAGGGUGGGCUAAGAGCGGUUUGUAUUAUGACAUUGUUGAGAGAAUAUUCAAGAAAGUUUUAAAGAAGAAUGAUGCUGGUGAUCAUUUUCCGCUGUAUGCCAUUUGCUUAGGUUUUGAGCUUCUAACAAUGAUCAUAAGCAAGAACCAAAAAAUUCUUGAAGGUUUUAGUGCAACAGAUAUGGCAUCCACUCUCCAAUUUGUGCAAAGCAGUCAUGUUGAAGGAACUGUAUUUCAAAGAUUUCCGCCAGGUCUGCGGAGAAAGCUUGAGACAAAUUGCCUGGUUAUGCAAAAUCAUCAAUAUGGAAUUUCACCAGAAACACUUAAAGGCAAUCGGCAUCUAACUAGCUUCUUUAGGUUGCUGACAACAAGUGCAGAUAAAAAUAAUAAGGUCUAUGUCUCCACAGUUCAGGCACAUAGCUAUCCUGUGACUGCCUUCCAGUGGCAUCCUGAGAAAAAUGCUUUUGAAUGGGGUGUAUCAGCGAUUCCACACUCAGAAGAGGCUAUUCAAGUGACUCAACAUGUUGCAAAUUAUUUUAUCAGUGAAGCUAGGAAGUCAUUAAACAGACCGCCAAUCCAAAAAGUGCUUGACAACCUCAUUUACAACCAUAGUCCCACAUAUUGUGGGAAGGCUGGAAGGGGAUUUGACGAGGUUUACAUAUUUACAUGACUCCUAUACUCCCAUCUCCCAUUGAUGAUGUGUACAUACAUAACUAGUGAUAUAACAGCUUUCAAGAUGUGAAAACUGUUGUUCCAAUAAAAGAAAAUAAAAUUUUGAUGAUUGAACCUAAUUAGUUUCUGUUUCCUUUGA